AUCUAAUGCGUGUAAUCGAUGAAGUCAUAUAUAAGCGUUAUAAAGCGUCAUACAAUUCAAUAAUAAUAAAGUUAAAACAAAAUGUGAUUUUUUUGAAUUUUUUUUUUUAAAAACUGAUAUGAAAAUGAUGAAAUACGAAAAGUUGGAAAAGAUUGGUGAAGGAACUUAUGGCACAGUAUUUAAAGCAAAGCACAAAGACACAAUGGAAGUUGUGGCAUUAAAAAGAGUUCGUUUGGAUGAAGAUGAUGAAGGAAUUCCAAGUUCUGCUCUAAGAGAGAUUUGUCUCCUCAAAGAACUGAAGCAUAAAAACAUAGUGAGGCUUUAUGAUGUUAUCCAUAAUGACAAAAAGUUAACUAUUGUUUUUGAAUAUUGUGACCAGGACUUAAAGAAAUAUUUUGAUAGUUGUCAAGGCGAAAUUGAACCGGAUGUUGUUAAGUCAUUCAUGUAUCAGCUGUUAAAAGGUUUAUCAUUUUGUCAUGAAAAGCACAUUUUACACAGAGAUCUUAAACCACAAAAUCUACUUAUCAAUAAAAAUGGAGAACUAAAGCUAGCUGACUUUGGUUUAGCACGAGCAUUUGGAAUUCCUGUGAGAUGUUUCUCAGCUGAAGUAGUUACAUUAUGGUAUCGUCCACCUGAUGUCCUUAUGGGUGCCAAACUUUAUACAACUUCAAUUGAUAUUUGGUCAGCAGGCUGUAUAUUUGCAGAAAUUGCAAAUGCAGGUCGUCCAUUAUUUCCAGGAAGUGAUACUGAUGAUCAACUAAAAAGAAUAUUUAGGUUAUUAGGCUCACCCUGUGAAGACACGUGGCCUGGAGUUUCUAAGUUGCCUCUAUAUAAGGAAUACAACAUCACAUCAUCUGUAUCUUUAAAUGUAGUUGUUGCAAAAAUGAGUUCAGUUGCAAGAGAUUUACUUCAGAGUCACUUAGUUCUUAAUCCUGCGUACCGAACAACUGCAGAUGAAGCAUUGCAACAUCCUUACUUUGCUGAUAUAAACAUUACGAAAUAAAAGUAAUCUUUCAAUAAAUUAAAGAAGAUUACUGCUUAUCUCUCUAAAGCCUUGUUUUUACUUAGAAAUUGUUGUUGCUUGGAAGCAACUUCGAUAUUUCUUAUUUGUGCAAUUUUGGCUUUAUCUUAUUAUCUUGGCUAAAGACGUCAUCAUAAAGCAAGAUUUUUUGUGUUAUUAUACGUUAUUUUUAACAAUAUAAUAGAGAAUUAUAUAUAUAAUUUCAAAAUAUAUUUAUGGUAAAAUUUAAAAAACGACCUAUUAUCAAACUAAAAUACUGAAAAAUAUAUAGACUGCACUAGAGAAAAACGGCGAAGAAAACAAAAUAACAAGAAAACUUUGAUUUAUUAUUAGAUUAAUUUAAAGUAAAAUGUUUA
Molecule: messenger RNA, 1377 nt
Organism: Hydra vulgaris (swiftwater hydra)
Lineage: Eukaryota; Metazoa; Cnidaria; Hydrozoa; Anthoathecata; Hydridae
Product: cyclin-dependent-like kinase 5
Biological process (GO): protein phosphorylation
Cellular component (GO): cytoplasm; nucleus
Molecular function (GO): cyclin-dependent protein serine/threonine kinase activity; ATP binding
Source: RefSeq, a predicted model, not a curated record